GUCACGUGCCUGUCAACCCACAACCUCGCGCAGCCAUCGUCAACACAACUGGGGGAAGUGGCGAGAAGCUAGCGAAAACUAACCUCAACGGCUGAUACAGUGUUCCCUAUUUGUAUUAAGUAACCUGAAGGUUGGGUGCGUGUUCAUCGACACACAUGACGGACUGCCGUUGUCUGCGCUUCAGUCGGUGCAGAGUUAGAGGGAACAAUGUAGCCGUUGCUCGCUAACUUUUAAGCUAGCAGGCUAACAAUCAGCUGUUGUUUUGGUCGGAGAGCUAGCUGCUCGGUCGGUUAAUGGCGACGCUUGAAGACGUGCCACCCUGACUAGACUAAUCAGCGGCCUGUCAGUCAGCUGUUAUCCCGGCACAGGCGUCAACUCCCCGUUCAAUCGAGCCGUCGGAGCGGUCUGUGACUGAAAAGCAUUGCUUCAAGAUGCAUGACGCCUAUGAGCCGGUGCCUAUUUUGGAGAAGCUUCCUCUUCAGAUCGACUGUCUGGCGGCCUGGGAGGACUGGCUGCUUGUGGGCACAAAGCCAGGGCAUCUUCUUCUCUACAGAAUAAAGAAGGAUGCCGGCACCAACCGGUUCGAGGUGACACUGGAAAAAUCCAAUAAGAACUUCUCCAAGAAGAUUCAGCAGCUCUAUGUUGUCUCGCAGUAUAAAAUUCUUGUCAGUCUUCUUGAGAACAACAUUCACGUCCAUGACCUCCUGACCUUCCAGCAGAUUACCGUGUUGUCCAAAGCCAAAGGCGCCACGCUCUUCACCUGUGACCUGCAGCAAACCAGCACAGGAGAGGAAAGGUUGAGAAUGUGUGUUGCAGUGAAAAAGAAACUGCAGCUGUAUUACUGGAAGGACAGAGAGUUCCACGAGCUGCAGGGGGACUUUAGUGCGCCAGAUAUUCCGAAGUCUAUGGCUUGGUGUGAAAACUCCAUCUGUGUUGGUUUCAAGCGAGACUAUUACCUCAUUCGGAUGGAUGGCCGAGGCUCCCUCAAGGAGCUCUUCCCCACUGGGAAACAGUUGGAGCCUCUGGUUACCCCACUGGCUGAUGGGAAGGUGGCUGUUGGCCAGGAUGACCUAACUGUCGUGCUAAAUGAAGAGGGCGUUUGCACCCAGAAGUGUGCCCUGAACUGGACAGACAUCCCAAUAGCGAUGGAGCACCAGCCUCCGUACAUCAUAGCUGUCCUUCCUCGGUACGUGGAGAUCCGGACCUUCGAGCCGAGGCUGCUGGUGCAGAGUGUGGAGCUGCAGAGACCUCGCUUCAUCACCUCAGCAGGGCAAAAUAUUGUGUAUGUCGCCAGCAACCACUUUGUGUGGCGCCUGGUGCCCGUGUCCAUCGCCACCCAGAUCCGGCAGCUCCUUCAGGACAAACAGUUUGAGCUGGCUCUUCAGCUGGCGAAGAUGAAGGAUGAUUCAGACGGAGAUAAGAAGCAGCAGAUAAAUCACAUCCAGAAUCUCUAUGCCUUCAAUCUGUUUUGCCAGAAGAGAUUUGAUGACUCCAUGCAGGUGUUUGCCAAACUGGGCACGGAUCCCACCCAUGUGAUUGGGCUGUACCCAGACCUGCUCCCUGCAGACUACCGCAAACAGCUACACUACCCCAACCCUCUGCCUACUCUGUCCGUGGCAGAGCUGGAGAAGGCUCAUCUCGCUCUCAUCGAUUAUCUCACACAGAAACGUAGCCACCUUGUGAAACAGCUGAAUGACUCUGACCCUUCGACAACGUCUCCGCUCAUGGAGGGCACGCCUACGAUCAAGAGCCGCAAAAAACUCCUGCAGAUCAUUGACACCACCCUGCUGAAAUGUUACCUGCAUACCAACGUGGCCAUGGUGUCCCCCCUCCUUCGUCUGGAAAACAACCACUGCCACAUCGAGGAGAGCGAGUACGUCCUGAAGAAGGCCCACAAGUACAGCGAGCUCAUUAUCCUCUAUGAGAAGAAGGGCCUGCACCAGAAAGCUCUGCAGGUGCUGCUGGACCAGUCCACCAAGGCCAACUCUCCGCUGAAGGGCCACGAGCGAACAGUGCAGUACCUCCAGAGACUGGGAGUGGAGAAUUUGGGGAUAAUCUUUGAGUUUUCUCCCUGGGUGUUGAAGAUCUGCCCCGAGGACGGCCUGAAGAUCUUCACAGAGGACCUGACCGAGGUGGAGACUUUGCCCCGGGACAAGGUGCUGAACUUCUUGAAGGAGGGCUUUAAGGAGCUCGCCAUCCCAUAUUUGGAGCACAUCAUUUACGUGUGGGACGAUAAGGUCCCGGAGUUUCACAAUGUGCUGAUCCAGCUCUACCUGGAGAGGGUCCAAGGCCUCAUGAAACAGUACCUCAACUCACUGCCAGAAGGAGUUCCAGCUGUUGCUGCGGGGAAGGAGGAAGGAGAUCUGGGAGAGUUCAGGAACAAGCUGCUGUCGUUCCUGGAUAUCUCUACCAGCUAUGAACCAGCCAGACUCAUCAGUGACUUCCCCUUUGAUGGCCUGCUGGAGGAACGGGCUCUGCUUCUGGGUCGGAUGGGUAAACACGAGCAGGCGCUCUUCAUCUACGUGCACAUCCUGAAAGACACUCGCAUGGCUGAAGAAUACUGUCACAGCCAUUACAACAGCUUAGUCGACGGGAAUAAAGAUGUGUAUCUGUCUUUGCUGCGAAUGUACCUGUCACCUCCUGACGUUCACUGCUUGGGGCCCAUCAAGAUGGAGCUGUCGGAGCCUCAGGCCAACCUGCAGGCGGCUCUGGGCGUCCUGGAGCUGCACCACAGCAAACUCAACACCUCCAAGGCCAUCAAUCUGCUCCCGGCAAACACUCAGAUCCGGGAGAUCCGGGUCUUCCUGGAGAGCGUCUUGGCGGAGAAGGCGCAGAGGAAACGCUGCAACCAGGUGCUGAAGAGUCUGCUGCAGGCCGAGUUCCUCAGAGUGCAGGAGGAGCGAAUCUUCCACCAGCAGGUUAAAUGUGUCGUCACCGAGGAGAAGACCUGCCGAGUCUGCAAGAAGAAGAUCGGAACCAGUGCGUUCGCCAGGUAUCCCAACGGCGUGGUGGUGCAUUACUUCUGCUGCAAGGACCGGAACGUGUGUCCCGCCGAGCAGUGAGCUCACCCCCCCACCCCCCCACCACCACCACCACCACCACCACCACCCUGCUCUCCCCCCACCCACCCCUCUCCUCUCCAGCUCUCUAUGGAUUCCAAUGCUUGAACUAGAAGUGCAUCAGAAGGUUGGCCGAGGGGGGUGUAGCACCCUCAAAGGACUACGAGUGCAGACAUUUUCUUUUUUUAACGCUCCUCCAACAAGAGCUCCUUCUGAACUCAAAAAGGCCGAGGCUUUUCUUUCUCUCUGUGCAUGAAGUAACAAGAGGAAUGACCGGCGUCGCUCAACAGGCGGGGGCAGAAAUAGUUUAAAAAAAAGAGAGAGAGAGUGUCUUGACAUUUGAAAAGCAUGUGUCACUGUAACGCCAGAAAAGGGAUUCGUUUCCCUUCCCGUCGCUGUGGACGGACGCUCUAACGCUGGUUCUCACCCCCCGAAGCGAUUCCAAGCCUCGGCUUUUAUUUUUUGUCUUCGCUCCUCUUCCUCACCGCCUCUCCUGUAACACUGCGUUACCUCGACGACCGCUUGAUCUGCCACACAACGCUCCGCAGGAGUGCAGUUAGAUGCCUUUCGUGACUGAAGAUUGUACUCAUUACAAACGUACUGUCAGACGUCUGUCAGGAUUAUUUUUCCCCCGCAUGGUACUGACUAAGCAAAAAAGCAAUCUUCUUACAGUGUGUUUGACAAUUAUGUAUUUUAUUUAAACAUUUGAGGCGACUAACAUUAUUCACAGAGAUGUUCUUUUCAUUAUUCAGUGUCUUUACAGUGUGUGAAUGAUUCCUACCAGAGAUCAUUCUCUUUAUUUUUUUAUUGCUCAUCUCCCUCAUUUGUUUUUUUUCUUCUUUCGCAGACAUUAAACGUUUAUAAAAUAGAAUUCCUUUUAAAUGUGAGACUAUGUACCUUUUUGAGCGACAGCCGAGUAAUAAUGACAGAAUAAUCGCACAGAAUUUAAUUCCUUAAUUAUGUUUGAAAUGAGUGAUUAAUCAAUUAUUCAAUCUGCAGAGACUUCAUCUGCUACUGUUUUGAUAAUUUAUUAUUAACUUCAGCCAUUUUUGGAGCAAAAAUACACACAUUCACUGGUUCCAUCUGUUUUUCUUUGUCGCAGUAAAUUGAACGUGUCUUAAAUUUUUAGACUGUUGAUCGGAUUAAAUGAGUAAAUUGAAGACGUCACUGUGA
This is a messenger RNA of Cyclopterus lumpus (lumpfish), 4232 nucleotides long. It is a transcript of the gene vps39, whose product is annotated as VPS39 subunit of HOPS complex. Gene Ontology annotation, molecular function: protein binding. Gene Ontology annotation, biological process: endosomal vesicle fusion; vesicle-mediated transport; intracellular protein transport. The record is from RefSeq and is a predicted model, not a curated record. The transcript is spliced from 24 exons. Bases 432 to 3062 code for a protein of 876 amino acids. Gene Ontology annotation, cellular component: membrane; cytoplasm. Lineage: Eukaryota; Metazoa; Chordata; Actinopteri; Perciformes; Cyclopteridae.